UGAUGUCUUUUGUUUUCUACAGGAAUAUGUUGCAGAUUGUUUAGUCUUUUCUAUUAGUUAUAACCUCUCAGUCCGGUGUUAAUCUAAUAAAAAAGGGAUUGGCACCUUGAAGCAGGAACAAGCAUAAGAGAACAACAGAGAAUCUACAGACUAUAACACAUCAGCAGGGAUAGAUGACUAGUUAGCCAAAAGAAAGCAGACAGUAGGAAUUCAUGUCGUCCUCGAGUUGGAAAGCUAAAACUAAUGGAGUGUCAUAGGACUAGGCGCUGGAGUCUCAAUAAUUUACUAUUCAUAUACAUGAAUUUGAUGUGAGAAUUAAAUGUUGGCCAAAUUUGCUGAUAACACCAAACUAGUAGAUUGAAAAGACGACGUGGACAGUCUACAUAGUUAAUACAGUAGGAAAAAAAAUUGGCAGAUGGAAUGUAAUAUGGGAAAACGUACUUGUCCACUUUGACUGGAAGAGAAAAGCAGUACAUUCUAUAAAUGGAGAAAGAUCACAGAGCUUGGAAGACAGAGGGAUCUUGGUGCGCUGGUACAUUGAUCACAAAAGGGUGAGUAAGCAGUGUGAAGAUGGUUGAGAUCAACACAGCCCUUACUCCAUUGGCGCUCUAUGAAGAGAAUAUGGAUUUACCAGUGGAGGUGGCAGCCCGGCAGAGACAGAUGGUGAAGAAACGUUUGCAGGAUUUUCCUGCUCCAUUCGUGAUUGGCUCAAUGGACCUGGUGAAUGAGAGGAUUCAACAUUUAAGUGGCACAUUGCAUGCUCAUCCUGAAGCCUUGCUUGUUGAGACUCGAAAUAAAGAAUGUGUGCUACCGGCCUGCAUCCAAUCAGAGAAAUUGAGACCACAGUAUGGUUCAAAAUUUCCUGAGAUACCUUUGGAGAAACGCCCAAAGAGCAAGCAUUCUGAUGUCCAGCCGAAGUUGGUGGAGCUUCAGCAAUAUCCAGGGUUCUGCAUGGAGAAACCGACUCCACUGCCCAACGACACAGACCUGGAGCAGAUCUGGGCGAAUGUGCAACAGGCUCGCACACAUUGCUUGAAACAGUCUGGUUACUUGACUGUGUUCCAGCAGUUACUCCACUCCACUCUGGUGCAGAACCUCCUUCUGGAUACCUUUUGGUGGAUGUUUCUGCUCCUCUACCAGACUGAUUACAGAGUGCAGUGUCAACUGUUUAAUCGUAUAUCAAAAAAUUAUGUUCAGCUGAUCAUGGACUGUCAGAACUAUUACUAUGGAGAUCGAUUUCUUCAGGAACUGCCCAGCAUUCUCAGUCAGGCUGUGUACGUCAGCUUCUGCUGCAGCUUUCCCCAAUCUUGGAUGCAGUUUCACAACAAUGAUUUCAGAUCACAACUAUGCAACAUCGUGUACCAAUGGUUUGGAGGCGUGCAGCCAAUACCAAGGAUUUAUAACAACUGGAAUUAUGAUGUUUUACUGCCACAGGAAGUGAAAGAUAUGAAAUCACGGACAACACAAGACACAGACCGCGAUAAAAGUACUGGAAAGAAGCUAUCCCUGAUUGACUUCCAUUCAACAUACGAAGGGAGCUGCAACUUAGAAUCUAAAAGAUCCUCAGUGACUUCAGUCAACCGUAAGCAAUCAAUACAAAACAAGUCUUUCAUGUCUGCAGCCAGGCUGUCACAGAACACUUCAAUUCAAGUAAAGAGGAAUUCCAAGGUUCAGAAAAACUGGCAUGUGAAAACUGAUAACAAUCAACUCGAUAACAAGCCAACCAGUUCUCUUGGUAAUGUCCGGUUGGUCAGCAACUUGAUGUCAAGGUCCCAAAGAUUGACUCGAAUUCCAUCUCACAAACAGUCCCAUGUCGUGGGACCUGGGCCAAAGUUUGCCAAGAAUUUGUUUAAUUUGUUUGGCCUUAGUCCUCUGGUUCUGAACUUCCUCCAACGGUUAAACCUUGAGCCACGAGCUGGAGAAAACCUCUAUGUUACAAGAACAGAGAUACAACACUUACCACCAGAUGAUGCUCCCACGUACAGUGAUGUGAUUAAAACAGGAUUUCAAAACCUGCUGAAGCUGGAAGAGAUGAAACAGAAACUGUUGCAGCAGCAGCACAAGAGCCUUCUUCUCUCCAAUGAGAACAGACCCAAGUUCCUCAGCCUUUCGUCACAAGCCUGCACAUCUUUGGACUGUGGGAAGAAACCGGAGCACCCAGGGAAACCCGACUCAGACAGUCACCCAAGGGUGGAAUUCAACCUGGGUUCCUGGCGCUGUGAGGCUAACCACUGUGUCACCCUUGGCUGAGAAUUUGUUACCUAUCC
Messenger RNA from Stegostoma tigrinum, 2267 nucleotides. Its product is annotated as protein FAM227A-like. Lineage: Eukaryota; Metazoa; Chordata; Chondrichthyes; Orectolobiformes; Stegostomatidae. Bases 571 to 2250 code for a protein of 559 amino acids. The transcript has 16 exons. The record is from RefSeq and is a predicted model, not a curated record.